Molecule: messenger RNA, 1101 nt
Organism: Penicillium cataractarum
Lineage: Eukaryota; Fungi; Ascomycota; Eurotiomycetes; Eurotiales; Aspergillaceae
Product: inositol-pentakisphosphate 2-kinase
Exons: 1
Coding region: 1-1101 (366 amino acids)
Biological process (GO): inositol phosphate biosynthetic process
Cellular component (GO): nucleus
Molecular function (GO): ATP binding; inositol-1,3,4,5,6-pentakisphosphate 2-kinase activity
Source: RefSeq, a predicted model, not a curated record
AUGACCAAACCUAGUCUGCUUGAGCUCCCGCCGGGAGUUCAGCUCGUAUAUCUAGCCGAGGGGGGUGCUAAUGUGGUCUAUCGCUUCGUUUCGGCGGUGAAAUCUCCCCUCGCAGCCAAGAGAGAUCCUCGGAAGCUUUUAUCCCCCGUUGCAUUUGAAGCAGCGGAGCGGUUCACAGGGAAACUACUUCGUCUGCGCAAAGACACGGCCGCUAAUGUCCCGUACAAAGAGAUUGUGCAAAACUUCAAUACCAUUGUGCGCCCGCUCUUCAAGGCCGAUGAGCUGGUCGACCAGACGCUUAUCCGAUUGCCAGACGGUCUGAUCCACCGCUGCAAUGAGCAGCUUCGCCUCGCCGAAGUGAGCGGUGGGAGGCCCAAGAAACGACAUGGCGGGUAUCUGAGUCUGACGGAGCCAUUUGGACUCCUUGUCACCGAUAUGACGACCUUUGAUGAACCAGGCUCGACUUUAGCAGAGCUGAAACCAAAAUGGCUUGUCCAAUCUCCUUCGGCGCCCACGACAGCACACAGAUGUCGAACUUGCGCGUUGAGGGAAAUGAAGAAUUACGAUGCAUCUCUUAUGGGGCAGAAAGAACAGCGAUCCUUUUGCCCUCUAGACCUCGUAUCCGAAACCUUCGAGGAUGUCCUCCGAGCCACCACUUUCAUCAAAGGAUGCAGCGAUCGAACACGGCUGGCUAGCAUCUUAUUCAACAAUCCCACGCUUCAGAAACUACUAUCACAUCAGAGUGCCUACCACAAAGUUGGCCUACACGGACCUCCCCCGCAGUCCCGGGAGACUUCCCUCGAUAUGACGCUUCGAGAUUGCACAAUGUAUAUCAAGGUAUGUACCUAUUCUGAUACACUCUCCAAAGAUAUCGUGGCGACUGACGUUAGGCAACAGAUCCCUAAGGACGAGAAACUUCCCGUCGAAAUCCGUCUCGGAGACCUUGACCUCAAAACGGGUGCUGGGGGCAAAGCCGAGUACUGGCGAGACAUCGAAAUUCAAUUGAUCGAAGGAGGCUGGUAUGACGGGCUCAACAGUACCCAGGAAGCCAGUGAAUGUGUUCUGCACAUCUCACCCGCUAUUCAGCGCCCGACAGCCUGA